AUGCCUUUGGACACUGCUUUGACAAGAAAGUUAGGAAUUUCGAGUGAAGUUCACCAAUACCCCUCCAUAUUUCUUUGGCUGAUAUUCAAGACAGUUCCGGUUGUGCAAGGAGGGUUGCAAUGGGUUGCGUAUGCCGAACUCGCUGCCGCAGUGAGCAACGCUGGUGGAUUGGGAAUCAUCAAUGCUCUGACGCAGCCUGAUCCGGAGUCCCUGCGAGCGGAGAUCAAGAAAACAAGAACUUUGACAAAGAAUCCGGUAGGAUUUCCCCCGUGUGAAACUCAACGCAAGCUUAUUGUCGGCCAGUUUGGGGUCAACAUCACCCUCUUACCAGCGCUGAAAGUCCCCGACUACGGCGCCUUCACCAGAGUCAUCAUCGAAGAAGGCGUAAAAAUCGUGGAGACAGCAGGAAACAACCCCAAACCCGUAAUCUUGGCAUUAAAAAAAGCAGGCAUCAUCGUGAUCCACAAAGCCACAACCAUCAAGCAUGCUCGCUCCGCCAUCAAAAUGGGAGUAGAUAUUUUAUCCAUCGACGGAUUUGAAUGUGCAGGUCAUGUGGGAGAGACGGAUAUCACUUCCCUCAUUCUUUUGAGUCGAGCACGGCAAGAAUUUGGGGACGUGCCGUUUAUUGCUUCGGGAGGCUUUGCGGAUGGGCAGGGCCUGGCUGCUGCGCUGUCUCUUGGGGCAGCAGGCAUCAACAUGGGCACGAGAUUUGUUUGCACGAUUGAGGCGCCGGUGCAUAUUAAUGUGAAGAAGGCGAUUGUGGACUCCGGUGAAGAGGAUUCAACGCUGCUGUUGAGGAGGUGGACGAACACUACGAGACUUUUCUCUAAUGAUGUUACGGCUGCGGCGCUCAGGAUUGAGAGGGAAAGUGCGAUCGGGGAUUUUAAGGAGGUGGCUCCUUUGGUUAGUGGUGCGAGGGGUCGGGAGGUCCUAAUUGAAGGGGAUAUAAAUCGAGGGGUAAGAAAGCCACUUAAAAUGUGGAAAGUUUGCUAA
This is a messenger RNA of Penicillium egyptiacum, 993 nucleotides long. NCBI's taxonomy places the organism in Eukaryota, Fungi, Ascomycota, Eurotiomycetes, Eurotiales, Aspergillaceae. The record is from the annotation of a GenBank genome assembly.